AUGGCGUCAAAGUUCCCGUUUGAGGAGUUUAGAUGUGGUGGAGUGGCAGAUAAGUUGAGUAGUUCUGAUACUGGUUCAAAAAGUGUGGAAGGAGGGAAUGGACGGAAAAAAGGUCAAGGUUAUGGGGUUGAAGAUUGGAGACACUCUUUGGGUAUUAGUUCCCUUAGUUCUGUUGAUGGGUUUUAUAAUGAUGAUUCACUAGAGGAAGCAUUCAUAGUCUCCAAGUAUUUGCAACAAAAGCAUCAACUAAAAUCAUUUUCAGGUUAUCAUGUUCGUGAUAGUCUAACGUAUCAUGUCGUUCCUCCCCCCACUGAAGCAUGCCCACAGGAGAACGUAAAGCUUAGUGAGAUCCCAAACGGAGUUCAAGAUGUCGUGGAAUCCAAGAAAGAAAACAGGAAUCCAUAUCCUUUAGCCCAACUUGAGCUGCUUAAAAGUCUAGGUUGUGGGUUCAAACGGUUAAAUGGAGGGCGAAUAAUUGAGCCUAGAUGUGAAUCAAUUUGCAAGAAGGAGCCAACAAGUAGACUAUCUACCGAAAAAAUUAUGCGGGUUGCUGGAGAAAGGUUCAUCCAGUUUUCUUCCCAGAAAGUUGAUGUUGCCCCUGUGCUUAGCAAUCCUUUUGAUCUUUCUUUCUCUGGACUUUCUAGUGAGGAGACAGAAGAUGUAGAGCUUGCUGAUAUCCUUCUAGCCUCUGCAGAGAAAUUGGGGAAUCAAGAAUUUGAACAUGCCACUAGAUUGCUCGGCCACUGUUUUCAGUUGUCUUCAAAUACUGGAAAUCCUGUCCAAAGACUAGUUUAUUAUUUCUCUGAAGCUCUGUGUGAGAAGCUCGAUCAGCAACCAAAGAGCUACGGUAAAAAGCUACUAUUUAAUUUUAAUGAGGCGGUGACUCAUGGGCCUGACCUCCUAGGAUACUUCCAAGAAGUUCCUUUCAGCCAGAUUGAACAAGUUGCUGGAAUCCAAGCCAUUGUAGAAAAUGUGGCAGAGGCAAAGAAGGUUCACAUAAUUGAUCUUUGCAUCAGAGGUGGAGUGCAAUGGCCACUUCUGAUGCAAGCUCUUGCAUCUCGACAAGAAUGCCCUCUUGAGCUUCUCAAGAUAACAGCAGUUGGGACAGCUUCGAGAGCAAUGGAGGAUGUAGGUAAACGGUUAACAAGUUUUGCCAAAACCAUGAAAUUGCCGUUUUCUUAUAAGAUUGUAGCAGUGGCCGACAUGCUUGACCUCAAAGAAGAUCACUUUGAACUAGAUUCUGAGGAAACAGUUGCUGCCUACUCUAUGUUGUACUUGUGGACUCUGAUUGCGCUGCCGGAUCGACUGCAUUCUGUAAUGGGAGUAAUCAGAAAAAUAAAUCCAUGUAUUAUUGUGGUCACUGAAGUGGAGUCUAACAAUAAUUCACCAGUUUUUGUGAACCGUUUUAUUGAAGCUCUUUUCUUUUACGGUGCUUAUUUUGAUUGCCUCGAUGCCUGUAUGGAAAGGGAUGAUCCUAAAAGGAUAGCAAUAGAAUUGAUGUUUGGUAAAGGAAUCAAGAAUAUUGUAGCAGCUGAGGGAGAAGAUAGGAGAGUUCGACAAGUGAACAUUGAUGUUUGGAGGGGUUUUUUUUCCCAUUUUGAAAUGGAGGAGAAAAAUCUUAGUAUGUCUUCCUUGUACCAAGCAGAUAUGAUGGUCAAGCGUUUUUCUUGUGGGAACUCUUGUACGCUUGAUAUGAAUGGAAAAUCCCUAAUUAUUGGGUGGAAGGGCACACCAAUUCAUUCACUUUCAGUUUGGAAGUUUCUGUGAUCAUUGAAAAUGAGUUGAAAGGGGGAAUUGACAGUAUGAUCUCUGUUCCAACCUCAUGAUACAUAAGCUGGAAGAAUUUUUUUUGAUGAUUUGUGGUCUCUACUCUGAGAAACCAGUGUUCCUGUUCGAUUAUUGUGUUGCAUCACCACUGUUACCGACUUGCUUUCAUUAAAUUCCAGGAAAGUGAGUUGCACUUAAUAUGAUGAUCACAAGUUUCUAUCGUUGUAAUUUAGACAUCAAUACCCCAUAUAAACUAGUUAGUAGACGUUCAACCUUUACUGUACCACUUCUGUAAAAUGACUGUUAUUGGAGUAGUGAUUGCCGAUCGAUGCCUUUAAGGUUUUCUUUGUUUUACGGAUCCAAAUGCCAAUCUCUCUCUGUUUCAUAAGUUUUUCCCUUCGCACUCCAUCAAUUGGAUGCCCAACAUACAAACGAGUGUUGAAUUUACUGUCAUCAACUUAUUAUAGCUAGACUUCUA
This is a messenger RNA of Tripterygium wilfordii, 2245 nucleotides long. Its product is annotated as DELLA protein RGL1-like. Gene Ontology annotation, cellular component: nucleus. Gene Ontology annotation, biological process: regulation of DNA-templated transcription. The record is from RefSeq and is a predicted model, not a curated record. Bases 1 to 1767 code for a protein of 588 amino acids. Lineage: Eukaryota; Viridiplantae; Streptophyta; Magnoliopsida; Celastrales; Celastraceae. The transcript has a single exon. Gene Ontology annotation, molecular function: DNA-binding transcription factor activity; sequence-specific DNA binding.